AUGAGGCCCUCUCAAGCAAUAAUUGCAUCUUGUGUGCUGGCAAGUGGCUAUGCUCUGCCUGCUACAUCCAAGGUAGACAGCGAAUGGGAUGUCAUCGUUGUUGGCGCUGGUCCGGCUGGAAUUGUCGUUGCUGAUCGAAUGAGCGAAGCUGGAAAGAAAACGCUGUUGCUUGAACAGGGUGGUCCAUCAUAUUACGUUACCGGAGGCCGUGACCGUCCCGACUGGCUCCAAAACACCAAUCUAAGCCGAGUCGAUGUCCCUGGUCUCUACAAAUCCAUCUUUAGCAAUCCUAGUGACACUCUUUUGUGCAACAGCACUCAACUCAAGUCAUAUGGCGCUUGCACGAUUGGUGGAAACACAGCCAUCAACGCUGGCCUCUUCUUUCUACCACCCGCGUCAGACUUUGAUCUCUACUUUCCCGAUCAGUGGAAGUCAAAAGAUGUGGCUGGUGCCAUCUCAAGAUUACGGGCGAAGCAACCUUUUACGGACGUCCCCUCUGCGGAUGGCAAGCGCUACCUUCAAUCUGGCUACACAGCUGCCAAGGAAUGGUUGGUCAACGGCGCUGGCUUCAAGAGUGUUACAUUCAAUGACGAGCCCGACCACAAGACCCGGACAUUUGGUCACCCUGAGUUCAACUACGAAGGAGGCCAACGURGCGGGCCUGUCAAGACCUACCUCCAGUCAGCUCUCAAGCGGUCAAAUUUCAAGCUACAGAGUGGAGCGCAGGUCAAGCGCGUAGUGCGGAACGGAGCUCAGGCGAGCGGCGUUGUGGUUAAGAUCGCUGGAACGGAGUCUACCAUUAAGAUCGCUGCAGGUGGACGCAUCAUCCUCAGUGGUGGUGCCAUGUUCAGCCCACAGCUGUUGAUGCUGAGUGGAAUUGGAAGCCCUGCCGACCUAUCCAGCCUUGCCUCCAACGGGCUGCUCACUUUGCCUUCCAAGUCUUGGAUCAACAACACCGCUGUUGGCGACAAGCUGUUUGACAACCCCAACACCUUCAUCGAGUUCUCGGCGCCGAGCGUCACGUCGUACACCUACAACUACACCUCGCCGAUUGAGUCCGACAAGCAGCUGUACCUAUCGUCYCGAUCCGGACCUUACUCCUUUGCGUCGGAGACCUCCGCGUUCUGGGAUGUGAUUGAAGGUGCCAACGGUACGAGGACGGGAGUUCAAGGAACCAUUGAUUCUGCCGGUUUCAGUGGCUUCAUGGGAAAAAACACCAUCACACUGAACGUCUAUGGUACUUCGGGUGUACGAUCUACAACACGUGUGGCUCUUGACAAAACCACCGGUGCUCCAGGCCAGGCCGGCUCAUUCUUCUACACCGAUGCGGAGGGUGAAGAUAGUCUUGCCAUCGCGACAUUCAUUCACCAGAUCUUUGCUGGGUUGAAGAAGGACUCUGGUUUACAGCCAUUGAACAUUGCAAGGGAUGCUUCGAUUGCAGAGAUUCGAAAGUACAUCACCAGUGCCACUCCUUACACCGAAGGCAACGUCAACCACUGGAGUUCCAGCUGUCGGUUGGGCAGCUGCGUAGAUGCCAACACCAAGGUCAAGGAGAUGAACAAUUUGUUCGUCGUGGAUGCGUCGAUUGUCCCCCCGCUAACUACAAAUCCCGUAGCUGGAAUCAUGGUUGCUGCAGAGAGAGCCAGUGAGCUGAUCCUUGGUCUCAAAUAA
Ramularia collo-cygni is the source of this 1671-nucleotide messenger RNA. RefSeq names its product related to cellobiose dehydrogenase. The transcript is spliced from 3 exons. Gene Ontology annotation, molecular function: flavin adenine dinucleotide binding; oxidoreductase activity, acting on CH-OH group of donors. Lineage: Eukaryota; Fungi; Ascomycota; Dothideomycetes; Mycosphaerellales; Mycosphaerellaceae. The record is from RefSeq and is a predicted model, not a curated record. The coding region runs from base 1 to 1671 and encodes 556 amino acids.